UCUGGCUUCUGUCAAAAUUUUUUGAACAGUCUUGGUUUUGUCCCAGUGCAGAAUGGGAAACUUUUUGAAAUUUUAAUAUUUUUUCACAUGACAGGAAACCAAUUUCCCACCCAGCUCUCCUUAGCACCAGGUUACAUGAUUUAGUUCACUACCACUGUCAGACGGGUGGAAAACUGGCUAAGACACUGUAAAUGAAAGAUCAGGAUAAAGGGCAGGGUACCAAGUUUAGGGAGAUGUCCUAUUGGUGCCAGGGAUCAGGAUUACGACUGGUCAUUGAUGAUACGGGCAUGUAAAUAAAUGCAUUAUACAGACAAUACUAAACAGGGAACAGCUGUGAGCACCAAAGAGGAGAGGAAGAUAAUCCAAGGAGGCCUAAACAGAUUGGAAACAUGGGCAGGAAACAUGGGCAGGAAAUAAAACAAGACUCAAACUGUGGAAAUGAAGCUAAUCCACCUGAGGAAAAGCAAGCUAAACCCAAGAUCCUCAGUGGGAGAGAGGAACCCAAGGAGCAGGCACUGGAGCACAAUGGACAUGAUGAUGCAAAUGUUACUGCUUAUCCUACAAAGAGUGAAGUGACCCCCUCUAGUGACAUUUUACAGUCCACUCAAGAAGCUGAGCUGGCUACAGAGACAGACACACAGGAAGACGUUUUUAACCGAAUUUUGAAAGCUAAUGCAGAUAGCACCCAGAGCUUGCGUGAAGGUGACAUUGUUAUGACAAAGAGCCGAAGUGCUAUUGGCUGUUCAGAUCGCUCAUGUUUUUGGCCCCAAUCCAGCGAUGGCAUUGUCCGUGUCCCCAUUGUCUUCUCCCCUGACUAUGACGAGGCACAAAUACGGUGGAUUAGUGAAGCCAUGGCAGAGUUUGAAAUUCUAACUUGUAUCGAUUUUGUGAAUCGCACAACAGAAUCUGACUAUCUAAAUAUUAAGUCAGGGAAAGGCUGCUGGUCUCACUAUGGAAAGGUUGGAGGUGGUCAGAUUGUUUCUGUGAUGAAGCAAGGCUGCAUGUGGAAAGGAGUAAUUCAGCAUGAGCUGAACCAUGCACUGGGCUUUCUACAUGAACAGGGUCGAAGUGACAGAGACAGCUAUGUAAAGAUCAUGUGGGAGUACAUUAGUUCAGGUAAUAAAGGCAACUUUAAGAAAUCCGAUAACUCCAACAACCUGGGCCUUCAAUAUGACUAUGCCUCAGUGAUGCACUAUGGCACAAAUGCUUUCUCUAACACGCCUGGGAAAGCAACUAUUAUACCAAUUCCCGAUGCAUCUGUACGUGUUGGACAGAGAUAUGGUCUGAGUAACCUGGAUGUGGCCAAAAUCAACAAGCUCUAUAACUGCAAUCGCUGCAGCACCAUCCUUGAUAGCCCAUCUGGGUCAUUGAGCUCUGACAACUACGCGUCAAAAUACUCAGGCAAUGCUACCUGUUUCUUUCUCAUCCGAAUUCCAUCCAAACGGGUUUCUCUGCAGUUUGAUGUCUUUAGUUUGCAGUCCUCCACAGACUGUAAAAGUGAAUAUGUUAAAAUAUAUGAUGGGGUCAGCCAGUCUUCUGAGGUUCUACUGGACAAGACUUGUGGGACAGAGAGUCCCCCAAUUGUAACAGCUUCUGGUAGAACUAUGCUUGUGGAGUUUGUCAGGGGUGACACUGGUGCAGCGACUGGCUUCAAGAUCUCCUACACCUCUGUAAGGACACGACGCACCAUGCGGAUCAGCAUAUGAGACAGAAGGGAAGAGCCUAUUCUGUGAAAAUCUAAAUUAUGCUUUUCCUACUUUGCUUCCUUUUCUUGCUAUGAUCAAAAGGAAAUUUUAAUUCUGUUAUGAAUCAAAGUCUCCAGCUUCUGUAGCAAGUGUGCUCCCUGACUCAAGUAUAAAUGGGAAUUCUAUGUACCUCUGCCACCCGCUCUUGUGUCAUAUAUCUGCCCUCGACAAGGAUAUAUAAAGUUAUUGUCUGCACAGUUAAAUUAUUGUCUCUUUUUAUUUAACUAACAGCAUUUUAAUAAAAUCUUCAUUAAAAAAAAUAACCCUCUCUCUUUCUUUGACUUUCUUAUUUUUUGGCACCCAUUGCAUUUAAUUUCUAGUUUGGGUUCUAUAGUGUUUUAAUGGACCUCUUUUCACC
Molecule: messenger RNA, 2103 nt
Organism: Chelonia mydas (Green sea turtle)
Lineage: Eukaryota; Metazoa; Chordata; Testudines; Cheloniidae
Product: astacin-like metalloendopeptidase
Exons: 12
Coding region: 390-1706 (438 amino acids)
Biological process (GO): proteolysis
Molecular function (GO): zinc ion binding; metalloendopeptidase activity
Source: RefSeq, a predicted model, not a curated record